Camellia sinensis is the source of this 910-nucleotide messenger RNA. NCBI's taxonomy places the organism in Eukaryota, Viridiplantae, Streptophyta, Magnoliopsida, Ericales, Theaceae. The record is from RefSeq and is a predicted model, not a curated record.
AUGAAGGGUCCACUAUAUUUCGAGGUCAAGCAGAAUGAUGGAAGUUUGCCUACUUUAGUCUUGAAUCCAAACUCAUGGACGAAGGUGGCGAGCAUACUCUUUUUAGAUUUGCCUGUUAGUACUGGAUUCUCCUAUGGAACUACCUCUCUUGCUUCUAAAUCUACCGAUUUGCAAUCAUGUGACCAAGCCUACGAAUUUCUCAGGAAGUGGUUGAUUGAUCAUUCAGAGUUUUUCUCGAACCCUAUUUAUGUGGGUGGAGACUCAUACACUGGCCUUACGGUUCCAAUAAUCGUUCAACUAAUAUCAAAUGGAAAUGAAGUUAGCACUGAACCACUUAUCAAUCUCAAGGGAUACAUACUUGGCAACCCAUUAACAACUCUCGAUGACGGAAAUUAUGCAAUCCCAUUUGCUCAUGGAAUGGGACUUAUUUCAGAUGAACUCUACGAGUCAUUGCAGAGAAGUUGUCAAGGGCAGUAUUUUAAUAUAGAUCCUAGUAAUGCACGGUGUUUGCAGGAUUAUCAAGCUUACUCUCAGUGUAUUGAUGGACUUAACACACUUCAAAUUCUGGAACCAUCGUGUGGUUUUGCUUCUCCAAAAUCACAAGAAUUGUUUAGUGAAAGAAGAUCUGUCGAUGAGAAAAACAUAGAGCUUGUUGUUCAUCAACCAUCGCCCUGUGAUUUUAGUUCUAUUGAUGCAUUGAAACUUUCCCAUUUGUGGCUUAAUGAUGAUACAGUCCGAGAAGCGCUUCAUAUCCGAAAGGGAAGCAUAAAGGAAUGGAAUAGAUGCACCGAUGGAUUGCCUUACACUCAAUCAAUUUGGAACAGUUUCCAAUAUCAUGUGAACCUCAGCACUAAAGGUUACAAAUUUCUCAUAUACAGGUGAGAUCACUAUGUUUCUUGCAUUAAAACAA